GUGAACACUCUUUUCAAAUCCGAGGUGAGUGGGAACUCCAGAAGCGUAAGAAGCUUAGCAUCAUCAUUAAAACUCUCGAAGUUCCAACGCUUCCAAUGUUCGGAAUUGAUUCUGGCCUCAGAACGACUUUCACGAAGGCCUUUGAGAAAAUGAUGCCAAUGUCACUUUUAUCCUUUGCUGUGCUCUGCUUUGCGUCGAUGGUAAUUCAGGCAGAUGGAUGCCUGUUCAGCUCGGGCUGCAGCAAAAGGGACUGUAUUGUAAGUUCCUGGUCCAAGUGGAGUAACUGUACUCAGCCAUGUGGUGAGGGGGGAACACAAUGGCGCACACGCCGGGUGACUAAAGGAGCCCGAUGUGGUGGGUCGUGUUCGUACUUGCUCGCAGAUAUCCGGUCAUGUAACGAUGUAUGUCCCAACGGCGGGACUCCAGUUUUUGGUAAAUGCCGUUGUAAACCAGGCUAUAGUGGAAAGUGCUGCACUGGAGUUGAUGGAGGUUGGUCAAAUUGGAGCAACUGGACAGCUUGUUCGAAAACCUGUGAAGUUGGGAUCAAAUCACGAACGCGGAAGUGCUCCGAACCGGUGCCGCAAAACGGCGGGAAAUCAUGUCAGGGGUUAGCGAGAGAAAAAAAGAAGUGCGGUGACAAGCAGCCAUGCCACAUUGACGAAGGUUGGUCGGAUUGGAGUGAAUGGACUCCCUGCAGCGAAGAAUGUGGCAAAGGGAUUCAAGAGCGUGCUCGUAACUGCACCCGACCGGAGCCUAAUUUUGGCGGGAAACCUUGCGAAGGACAGGCUGAGGAAAUUCGAGAGUGCAACAACAACUGUGAAGAAGACAUAUUCGGCCGUUUUUUAUAAAAUCGUACAGUGCUACCUAUGA
Messenger RNA from Pocillopora damicornis (cauliflower coral), 870 nucleotides. RefSeq names its product thrombospondin-2. The record is from RefSeq and is a predicted model, not a curated record. Lineage: Eukaryota; Metazoa; Cnidaria; Anthozoa; Scleractinia; Pocilloporidae.